CUGCUCCUCCCCUUUGAGGCGUGGGGUUCAAAGGUCACCCAGCAGUUGUGGCUCCGCUGCAGGGCUGGACUCUGAUCAGCCGUCUCAGUCACUCUCACCGACUCGCAACUUCACACACUCAUUCACGGACAGACGCUAUGGAGCAGGAUCUGACUGUCCCUGUGGUGGUGGGGGUGUCGGUAGUAGUCCUCACUGGUCUCUACUUCCUGUUCACUGGAAGACCAACGAAGAAUCAACUGCCCCAAACCCUCCAGGAUCCCACAGUUAAAUACUCCUUACUGCUUGUAGAGAAAGAGGAUAUCAGCCAUGACACCAAGAGGUUUCGUUUUGGUCUCCCUACUCCCUUGCACGUCCUGGGACUACCCGUAGGACAGCAUGUGUAUCUGUCUGCUAAGGUGAACGGGGCUCUGGUGGUCCGAGCGUACACGCCCGUCUCCAGCGAUGAAGACCAGGGCUUUGUGGACCUGGUCGUCAAGGUGUACCACAGGAACACCCACCCCAGCUUCCCUGAGGGAGGGAAGAUGUCCCAGCAUCUGGACACCAUGAAAAUUGGAGACAAGAUGGACUUCAGAGGGCCUAGCGGACUGCUGGUCUAUAGAGGGAAUGGCACUUUUGCAAUCCGACCGGACAAGAAAUCUGAACCAAGGGCCGGCAAGUUUAAACAUGUGGCAAUGAUCGCUGGAGGAACCGGGAUCACCCCCAUGCUCCAGCUGAUACGCAGCAUCGCAUCCGACCCAGACGACAUGACACGCUGCUCCCUCAUCUUUGCCAACCAGACAGAGAAGGACAUCCUGCUGAGGGAGGAGCUGGAGGACGUGUUGAGCAGCCACCCUGGCACACUCAGCCUGUGGUACACCCUGGACAAGCCCCCGCAAGGAUGGAACUACAGUUCUGGGUUUGUCAACUGUGACAUGAUCAGAGAGCACCUUCCACCUGCAGCUGACGACGUGCUUAUUGUCAUGUGUGGCCCACCUCCCAUGAUCCAGUAUGCCUGCUUGCCAAACCUGGCAACGCUGGGAUAUAAAACGGAGAAUAUAUUUGCAUAUUGACUUAUCAAAGAUGCUCAUAUGAACACACGAUGUCUCUUUCACACACAGGAUCUCAACCUGGCAACAUUGGGCCACAACACAGGCACCCUUUUACUGUACAUUUCCAUAACAAAUCUGCAAAGUUUUGUAAAUGUAUAUACCUGUUUUGUGUAGCAUUUGAGUGAGAUGAAUUCAAUGUUCUUCUGAAUUAUGGGAACAGUUUGUAAGAUUUUUGAAUGUUGUGAAACAGGACCAAUACACAUUUUCAUCAUUAUCAA
Osmerus eperlanus (European smelt) is the source of this 1306-nucleotide messenger RNA. RefSeq names its product NADH-cytochrome b5 reductase 2. The transcript has 9 exons. The record is from RefSeq and is a predicted model, not a curated record. The coding region runs from base 138 to 1049 and encodes 303 amino acids. Gene Ontology annotation, molecular function: oxidoreductase activity; FAD binding. NCBI's taxonomy places the organism in Eukaryota, Metazoa, Chordata, Actinopteri, Osmeriformes, Osmeridae.